AUGGACGCGGCAAAGAAAGAUGCCCCCCCUGGUGGGGAAGGAGGAAAAUCAGACACCCUGGGGUCCACUGGCUCUGCCAGAAAAAGAGGAGGGGGGGCCAAGAAGGCGAUGCAGGCGAACAAGUCUGCUCUCAGAGCCCCCCGAGCCCUCUGCUGCCUCACCCUCAGUAACCCCAUCCGCAUGGCAGCCCUGGCCCUCGUAGAGUGGAAGCCCUUUGACAUUUUCAUUCUACUUGCCAUUUUUGCCAACUGUGUGGCCAUGGGUGUCACCAAGCCGUACCCUGACGAUGACUCCAACGUUACCAAUCACCAACUGGAACAAGUUGAGUACGUCUUCCUCGUCAUCUUCACCAUCGAGACCUUCACUAAAAUCCUCGCCUACGGCCUAGUGAUGCACCCGAGCGCCUACAUACGCAGCGGCUGGAACUUGCUUGAUUUCGUUAUCGUCAUCGUCGGGUUGUUCAGCGUGAUGGCGGAGGGCAUGACGGAUCAUAAGCCCGGCGAGGCGCAUCACGCUGCGGGGAAACCCGGAGGCCUGGAUGUCAAAGCUCUCAGAGCGUUCAGGGUGCUGCGACCGCUGCGGCUCGUGUCCGGCGUGCCGAGUUUACAGAUUGUGUUGAACUCCAUCAUGAAAGCCAUGGUGCCCCUUCUGCACAUCGGUAUGUUGGUCAUGUUUGUCAUCAUCAUCUACGCCAUCAUCGGCUUGGAGCUCUUCAUCGGCCGGAUGCACAAGACGUGCUACUCCAGCACCUCGGGCCUCAUGAUCGAAGACGACCCGUCGCCCUGUGCGUUCGCCGGCAGCGGGCGCUUCUGCUUCGGGAACUCGACUGAGUGCAGGGGCAAGUGGGAGGGCCCCAACGGCGGCAUCACCAACUUCGACAACGUUUUCUUCGCCAUGCUGACAGUCUUCCAGUGCAUCACUAUGGAGGGUUGGACAGAUGUUCUCUACUGGAUGAAUGACGCCAUUGGCUUCGAGAUCCCGUGGGUUUACUUUGUGUCUCUCGUCAUCUUUGGAUCUUUUUUUAUUAUCAAUCUGGUUUUGGGUGUGUUGAGCGGAGAGUUCUCGAAGGAAAGAGAAAAGGCCGUGGCGCGCGGGGAGCUGCAGAAAGCUCAGGAGAGCAAGCAGAUGGAGGAGGACAUGAUCGGCUACAUGGACUGGCUCAUCGAGGCCGAGGACGUGGACGAAGAAGGGAACAAACGUGCUGCGAUCGCAAAGAAGAAGAUGAUGAAGAAGUUCGGCUGGUACAAGUACAAUGAGGAUGGUGGAGCCGAGUCCGACUCGGAUGAUGACAUCGCUUACCUGGAUGAUGACAGCGGCUUCUGUGCGUCUCUCAUGGCGAAGAUGAUGGCCAACAGCUUCUGUGACCAGCUGUGCCAACUGAAUCACACGAUGAGGAAGAACUGCCGUGUUGCCGUCAAGACCACGAACUUCUACUGGCUGGUUCUCCUGCUGGUGUUCCUCAACACAGUGGCCAGCGCCUCCGAGCACGCCGGGCAGCCCAAGUGGCUCACAGAGAUGCAAGAGCGAGCCAACAAGGUCCUGCUGCUGCUCUUCACUCUGGAGAUGCUGAUGAAGAUGUACGCCUUCGGCCUGCAGAUCUAUUUCAUGGCGCUGUUCAACCGCUUCGAUUGCUUCGUGGUGUGCGGCGGCAUCCUGGAGACGCUGCUCGUGGAGAUGGAGUUCAUCCCGCCCAUCGGCAUCUCUGUGCUGCGCUGCAUCCGACUGCUCCGCAUAUUCAAGAUGACCCGGCACUGGGCCGCUCUGUCCGACCUGGUCAACUCGCUGCUCAACUCCAUGAAGGCUAUCUGCUCCCUGCUGCUCCUGCUCUUCCUCUUCCUCAUCAUCUUCGCCCUGCUGGGCAUGCAGCUGUUUGGAGGCAAAUUCAACUUUGACGAGACUCAGAUGAAGAGAAGUACCUUCGACUCCUUCCCGCAGGCUCUGCUCACCUGUUUCCAGAUCCUCACAGGGGAGGACUGGAACGCUGUGAUGUACGACGGCAUCAUGGCCUACGGAGGACCCAUCUUCCCCAACAUGGUGGUGUGCAUCUACUUCGUCAUCCUCUUCGUCUGCGGUAACUACAUCCUGCUCAAUGUCUUCUUGGCUAUCGCCGUGGACAACUUGGCGGGAGGCAGCGGGAAGACCAAAGUGGAGGAGAAAAAGGAAGACGAAGAAGAGUGGGACGACGAUGAAGAGAAGGAGGACGAAGACGCAGGGAACGAGGAGGACGACUGGCAGGACAACGAGGAGCUGAGGGCCAUCGAGGGGCUGGAGGGAGUUGCUCCUUUAAAGCCGGAGUUCUCCGGCCCCAAAGAGAAGAUCGUCCCCAUCCCCGAUGGAAGCUCCUUCUUCAUUCUGGGGAAGAAGAACUGUUUGCGAGUCGCCUGCCACAACCUCAUCCAUCACCCCUACUUCACCAACUUCAUCCUCGUCUUCAUCAUCCUCAGCAGUAUUUCCCUGGCUGCUGAGGAUCCAAUCAAAUCGCACUCGUUCAGGAACAUAGUGCUCGGUUACGCCGAUUAUGUUUUCACUUCAGUCUUCACCGUGGAGAUCGUCCUGAAGAUGACGGUGUACGGCGCCGUUCUGCACUCCGGCUCUUUCUGCAGAAACGCUUUCAACCUCCUGGACCUGGUGGUGGUCGGCGUGUCGCUCGCGUCUUUCUUCCUACAUUCGAGCGCCAUCUCUGUGGUGAAGAUCCUCCGAGUGCUGCGAGUGCUGAGGCCUCUCCGAGCCAUCAACAGAGCCAAAGGACUGAAGAACGUGGUGCAGUGUGUGUUUGUGGCGAUCCGCACCAUCGGAAACAUCUUGAUCGUCACGACGCUCCUUCAGUUCAUGUUCGCCUGCAUUGGAGUGCAGCUCUUCAAGGGCAGAUUCUACAGCUGCACAGAUGAAGCCAAACACACUCCUGUGGAGUGCAGGGGAACGUUUGUGGUGUAUAAAGACGGAGACAUGAACCACCCCAUGGUCAAAGAGAGGAUUUGGGAAAACAGUGAUUUCAAUUUUGACAAUGUGCUGAUGGGCAUGUUGGCUUUAUUCACGGUGUCGACGUUUGAAGGCUGGCCGCAGCUCCUUUACCGGGCUGUGGACGCCAACGCCAUCAACCGAGGGCCCAUUUACAACUACCGUGUAGAAAUCUCCAUCUUCUUCAUCAUCUACAUCAUCAUCAUCGCCUUCUUCAUGAUGAACAUAUUCGUGGGUUUUGUCAUCAUCACAUUUCGAGAGCAAGGAGAGGCCGAGUUCAAAAACUGUGAACUCAACAAAAAUCAACGGCAGUGUGUGUACUACGCUCUCAAGGCUCAACCUAUAAAGAUUUACAUUCCUAAAAUCGCGUCGCAGCUCAAAUUCUGGAGAAUUGUCAACUCCAGCCAGUUUGAAUAUGCCAUGUUUGUGCUGAUUCUGGGAAACACUCUCACUCUGGCUGUCCAGCAUUACGAGCAGUCCAAACUCUUCACCUCGGUCAUGGACAUCCUCAACAUGAUCUUCACUGUCAUCUUCACCGUCGAGAUGAUCAUCAAGUUACUGGCUCUGCGGGUUCAUCACUAUUUUAUUGAUCCGUGGAAUUCAUUUGACGCUUUGAUUGUCGUGGGGAGCGUGUUGGAUAUCGCCGUCUCUGAGUUCAGCGGAGGAGGCGGCCACGGCGAGGUGAGCGGUAAAGGAGAAAGCGGGAAAGUUUCCAUCACAUUCUUCCGUUUGUUCCGAGUGUUGAGGUUGGUGAAGCUGCUCAGCAAAGGAGAAGGCAUCCGAACGCUCCUCUGGACUUUCGUCAAGUCGCUUCAGGCGCUGCCUUACGUCGGUCUGCUCAUCGCGAUGAUCUUUUUCAUCUACGCUGUGAUCGGCAUGCAGUCCUUUGGGAAAGUGGCCGUCGACGACGACACACACAUCAACAGAAACUGCAACUUCCAGACUUUCUUCAUGGCUGUUCUGGUGCUCUUCAGGUGUGCCACUGGAGAGCAGUGGCAGGAGAUCAUGUUGGCAGCGCUGCCCGGGAGACGCUGUGACCCAGAAGCCGACACUGAGCCCGGGGAAGAGUUCAGCUGCGGCAGCAACCUGUCCUACAUCUACUUCAUCAGCUUCUUCAUGCUCUGUGCUUACCUGAUCAUCAACUUGUUCAUCGCCGUCAUCAUGGACAACUUUGAAUACCUGACGCGAGACUGGACCGUGCUCGGCACUCACCACCUGGACGAGUUCAAGAGAAUUUGGUCCGACUACGAUCCGGAGGCCACCGGCCGUAUAAAACACAUCGAUGUCGUCACGCUGCUGCGGAGGAUUCAGCCGCCUCUUGGUUUUGGGAAACUGUGUCCUCAUCGUGUUGCUUGCAAGAGACUGGUGGCGAUGAACGUCCCGCUGCACUCUGACGGGACCGUCACCUUCAGCGCGACUCUGUUUGCUCUGGUGCGAACCUCCCUGAAGAUCAAGACCGAAGGCCCCAUCGACCAGCAGAAUGAGGAGCUGAAGGUGAUUAUUAAGAAGCUGUGGAAGCGCACCAAACCCAAGCUCAUUGAUGAGGUUAUUCCUCCCCCUAGAGGGGAUGAGGUGACUUGUGGGAAGUUUUAUGCCAGCUUCUUGAUUCAGGACUAUUUCAAAAAGUUCCGCAAGAGGAAGGAGAGGGAGAGGAAAUCCAAGAAGAAGGACAGGGCAGCUUCUCUGCAGCUCGGGCUGCGGACGCUGCAGGAUCUGGCUCCAGAGAUGCGUCUGGCGAUGAGCUGUGACCUGGAGGAAGAGGAGGGAGAGAUGCCGGCUGAUGAGAUAUUCGACAGCAAGCACGACACCUUGGUGAACACCACGCCCGCCAUCACGCCGCUGCCGCCCAUACACAUGCUGGUCGAGCAGGUAACGGUGCUCAUGGAGCCUGAGCCCACGAUAGCUAACGUGGUGGUGACGGAGCAGGUGACGGGGCUGCAGGACCACCAGAGACCCGGAUCAGAGCUGGCGGGAGUCAGCGUGGUGACGGAGCAGCCUGUGAGGUCCGACCCCCUGCCCAUCAGGGUGGACCUCUUCGAGUUGCCUCCUCUUCCUCCUCCUCCUUCUUCUCCUCCUCCUCCUUCUCCUCCUCCGCCUCCUCCUUCUCCGCCUCCUCCUUCUCCGCCUCCUCCUUCUCCUCCUCCUCCUCCAGAGAUGGCACCGGUCGUCGUAGAAGAACCAGUCGUGGCGGCUCCAGCCGAAGUAGCUGAGCAGGUUUAUAUCACUGAGGAGGAUCCUGCAGGUGUGGCAUCAGUAGAAGGGUACAUGUAUCCAGAAUCUGUCUCUCCCGCUCCACCUGAGAGCGGCUACGACGAACAGAGCCUGGAGCGAGUCGACAGUGUCGGGGAGAUCCCCUACGAUGUUCCUGAGACCAACGGCUUUGAAAGCAACGGUUAUAACGGCGCCAACAUGAACGGGGAGAGUUACACCGUCAGCCCCACUUCCUACGCCUCUAAUGGGUAUAAUGGGAACGGGUACAUAGGCGACAACGGCAGCAUCAUCAGCAUCAACGGUAACGGAAGCACGAUGAACGGCAACGAGAACGGCAGCGCGUUCAGCGGAUACACCGGGAACUACAAUGGAAGUGAGAGCGGCUCACAUUUCAUCAGGAGACGGAUUCUUCCUGCCAUACCGAAGGGACGUAAACCGUCCUUUAACUUACAGUGUCUGAGGCCACAGAGCAGCCUGGACGACAUGCCGCUCCCAGGGGGCUUCCAGGGGAGGGCAGUACCGUCCACAUCCCGUCUACAGACCCAUCACAGCCUGGACUCCCGGCCCGGCAGUGUGUCCUCCAUGUCGGCCUCCUGGGUGAACACGGCGGCAGCUGGGCCCAACCCUCCCCAAGGAAUGGUGCCCCCCUCAGGACGCAGGGGCAAACUCAUCUACACCCCCAUGAUGCUGAUGGACGAAGCCACCGGCAGAAGCCAGCCCAUGUGGAGCGAUGGCUCCGCCAGCCUCCCCGCGGCAAGCCGGGCUCCGGGCUGGUACCCCGGGCAGACCAGGACCUUCACCAGCAUGAGGAGGCCUCCGGUCCACCAGAGCUACCUGGAGAAAGGCAGCGCAGACAGCCUGGUGGAGUCGAUCCUGAUCUCCGAGGGUCUCGGCGUCUACGCCAGGGACCCCAAGUUUGUGAGCUUUGCCAAGCGGGAGAUCGCCGAAGCCUGCCACCUGAGUCUGGACGACAUGGAGAGCGCGGCUGCCGACCUCAUAGCUCGUGGAGCCAGUCAGUCCAUUUCGCGCUUCGAGGACGAGCUGGCCGAUGAAAUGAACUGCGUGAUUUCUUACUGAGAUCAGCAAAAAGAACUGUGUGAGGAAAGUGAGGUGUGACGUUUGUGUGGGGGGGGGGGAAGUGUGUUUUUAAAUCUGCCGUGGAGACAAAAGUGUGUAAGAAUGACGUGAAACGGGACACUUUGUUGUCUCGAGGUAAAAGGUUCAGUUGGUACAAUAUACUUUUAUUUGUAAAUGCCAAAACACACACACACACACACGCACACACACACACACACGCACACGCACACGCACACACACACACACACACACACACGCACACACACACGCACACACACACUAUGUCCAGAGCACAGUAUGUGGCAGGACUCAGGAACACAGUGUUGCGCUGCUGCAUGUGACAUAAAACUGGACUUUUUGUUUUUGCAUUGUAUUCUCAUUUUGUACUGUUGAAUUAUUGCAACUUUAUACUGUAAAAUUAGAAAAUAUUAAACAAUUAGAUUAAUGAAAUGUUUAUACUUUGUUACACAACAGCAUUCGCUAUUUUAGAGAAAUAUUUGAAUACACUGAAUAUUGAAUAUCCUCUAAUAUGCAACAGGGAAACUCAUA
Messenger RNA from Cottoperca gobio, 6795 nucleotides. It is a transcript of the gene cacna1fa, whose product is annotated as calcium channel, voltage-dependent, L type, alpha 1F subunit a. Gene Ontology annotation, cellular component: voltage-gated calcium channel complex; membrane. Gene Ontology annotation, biological process: calcium ion import across plasma membrane. The coding region runs from base 1 to 6246 and encodes 2081 amino acids. Gene Ontology annotation, molecular function: high voltage-gated calcium channel activity. The transcript has 46 exons. NCBI's taxonomy places the organism in Eukaryota, Metazoa, Chordata, Actinopteri, Perciformes, Bovichtidae. The record is from RefSeq and is a predicted model, not a curated record.